Anopheles moucheti is the source of this 3969-nucleotide messenger RNA. RefSeq lists its product as uncharacterized. The record is from RefSeq and is a predicted model, not a curated record. Gene Ontology annotation, cellular component: endoplasmic reticulum. The transcript is spliced from 11 exons. The coding region runs from base 292 to 3048 and encodes 918 amino acids. Gene Ontology annotation, biological process: response to endoplasmic reticulum stress; positive regulation of ERAD pathway. Lineage: Eukaryota; Metazoa; Arthropoda; Insecta; Diptera; Culicidae.
AAGCAACAUAUGAAAAACACAAAGCAAAAACAACUUUUCGUAAGCAAUCUAAGUAAAUCUGAAGUAAAUUAGCAGUGCUAUCGGGAGAAGAAAAGUCGCACCAACUGAUGCAAAUGGUGCAGCCGUCAUCAGCAGGUGCUGCCUGAAUUGAUAUCGAGACAUUUCGUCACAAUCACGGUCCGGUGAUAAGAGAGCAAUCCGCUAGUGUACUUGAAUCGAACGGCGAUUGUGGGGAAGGUUGAUAAAAAGCCCCGUUUGGUGUGCUGGUUGAGUUGAAUCCGGCCGAACAGGAUGGCAGAACCGAUUGUGCUGCCGCCGGACGUAAAUCCAGAAAACAAUCCCAUCCCCGGUGCGCCACUAAUCAAUCCCGCUCGACCGAGAAACAAUGUUCAGAACCCCCUGAUUAAUGUACGCGAUCGGCUGUUUCACGCACUGUUCUUCAAGACGGCCAUUGCUUACGCGCAGACCAUACCACGACCGGUUCGGCGUGCGAUUGAGCUAAUGAUGCUGUUGAAAGCGUUGACGGCGUUUUUCAUCCUUGCCUACAUUCAUGUUCGCUUUUCGCAAACACCAACGACGUGCCUGGAGCACGUGAAAGAUCACUGGCCACGCGAUGGCAUUUUGCGUGUGGAAAUUGCAAGCCUUAGCCAAAGUGAGUACGACACAAACAAGCCACCGUCCUCGGAGAUUCUCGACGAGGGAGAUGUGAAUGUGCUGCGGAACACGCUGAAGAACGGAAUGAUCAGUAUUGAUCCUUCGACGACGCUUCCCCACGAAGAGGAACACAAUCAAAACGGUGCGGACGUGUUGGUGCAGCACAGUUAUGCCAACAGCAGUCCGCUACCGAACGAAAAGGCAUCGUACGGACACGAACCGAUGACGUCGGAUCUUUAUUCGACCACGCGGCAGGAUAAUGCUGUUGUCACCGAGAAUCUUACCGGAGUGACUAUAAACAGUACACCGUUUCCGGGUGGUGGAGCAAUCGAAGAGAAUGAGCCUGAUUCUGUUCCGAAGGAAGCCAAUCAUGUUUCAAUGUCCGUGGAAGCGAAUGCGGCACACCAGCAGGACAAUGUGGUAGUGUAUACCAAUGAAACCAUCAAUAAAUUGCUGGAUGUUCACCCAACAGUUCUCGGCGGGGAGGAAUUGAAGUCAGAUGUACCGGUCAUGGAAAAACUGCGUAAUGCUGUGCUAUCAGCCGACCAAUACAUCGUGGAAUAUUCACUCGAGUAUGGAUUUCUACGACUUUCGGCUGCAACAAGGCAGCGGUUGAACAUUCCGGUGGCGGUCGUACGACUCGAUCCUCAGGUGAACAAGUGUUUCGGUGAUUCUUUCAGCCGGUUGAUUUUGAAACAUUUCCUCGGCUACGAUGAUAUCUUGAUGGCAUCGGUUAAGGUGCUGGCCGAACAGGAAGACAACAAGGGUUAUCUGCGAAAUGUUAUCACCGGUGAACACUUCCGGUUUGUGUCGGUCUGGUGGAUGGGUCGUGGAUCGUACACUGCUGCAUUCUUUAUAAUGGUUCUAUUCACAAUUUCAAUAUCCAUGCUGUUACGCUAUUCCCAUCAUCAGAUAUUUGUGUUUAUAGUGGAUUUGCUUCAAAUGCUGGAAUUUAAUAUACCUGUACGAUUUCCUGCUGCUCCGUUGCUGACUGUUAUAUUGGCUUUAGUCGGCAUGGAAGCCAUCAUGUCGGAGUUCUUCAACGACACCACGACCGCGUUCUACAUCAUCCUGGUGGUUUGGUUCGCCGAUCAAUACGAUGCAGUUUGCUGUCAUACAAAUGUCACUAAACGUCACUGGUUGAGAUUCUUCUAUCUAUAUCACUUCUCCUUCUAUGCUUACCACUAUCGCUUUAAUGGACAGUAUAGCAGCUUGGCGUUGUGUACUUCUUGGUUGUUUAUACAGCACUCGAUGAUCUACUUCUUCCACCAUUAUGAACUGCCCGUCAUCAUUCAGCAAGCCCAGCUCCAGCAGAUCCUCAUCCAAACGCGGAAUGAUCAGGCACAAGCUCAGCAAGGCAACUUCCAACAACGGCCCCAACAACAGCAGCAGCGUCCAAACGCCCCUAACCAACAGCAACCCAACCGCCGUCCGAAUCAACGCCCGCAAGGACUGGCGGCAGCCGUGGCCCAAAACUAUAGUCUUCAGUGGACAAAUUUUCUCCGUUUGUUGCGGCUUCAAAACGAUAACAACAACAACAUCGGCGACAUCCUGAAUCGCCUUCCGCGCUACAGUUUGCACACGUUGAACGUGAACAAUAUUAAUGGGUUAAAUGCAUCGCUGCGGGACAUUGCACGCAAUUCGAUUCAGUAUCUGCGAUCGAACCUGAACGUGGGUAUGGCAAUGCUGGGAGGCAACGCUGCCAUUAACCUCUACAACAACAACAACAACAACGUGUUUGGCAUGCAGCACCGAUUUGUGCGGGCCGCCGUAGGUUUGGUACACAAUCGCAACCCAACACUGCAGGACGCUCCGUUGAAUGACGAUGGUACCGACCUAGACAGGGAUCCGCCAGUUGAUCGACGCAGCAAUUAUCAGCGUAAUUACGAGGAAAACAAUUUCAUUUUCCCAGAGGCGGUACUAACCCCUCAACAGCAGCAGCAGCAGCAGCAACAACAACAGUCGACGGAAGCUCCCCACAGUCACCGGGAUGUGUCGUCCGUUGUUGGGGGUAGCUUUGGCCCAGACGCUGCGGCGUCAUAUCGAUCAACUACGAUCGACGAUCGACAGCAAAAGACUCCGAUCGGUAGCAUUUCGCUGGCGCAGGACGUCAGCGAUGCGCAUUGUGUGGUCAGCAAGCAGCAGCAGCAGCAGCAGCUGCAACAGCAGGGUACUGCUGGGGCCAUUGAAGUGCCAGUCGUUGCCAUCGUCGACCGAGCGACGACCAGCGACGCCACUAGUCAACCACUUUCUAGUAAUAGUCACGAUUCCAGUACCAGCUGCAGUAGUAGAGGGGUGACGGAAAUGAAUGUGCUGGUCGAGACGGAGCAGAACACACUUCGAAGGCGGCAACAGCAAACCGAACCCGCGAAAGCGAAUGAUACAUCCCUAUAAAACUCGAUACACAGCGAAGAGUAUCACAGCGAACGAAACGAGAAUGAGUAACAACUGGUGUGAUGUAUGAUGUAUUUCUGUGUAUUGAUGUUUCACUGUUAGUUUGUUUUGUGUUUCAGUCUGUAUUUUAUUUAAAUGUUUUUAACGCAUUCUAAAAAAGGGUUUAUUUAUACACAACUGUUUACACUACUCAACCAUAUGCUGUUGGUCUCAACGAGCUCAUCCGGUUGGUUGGGUGAAGGACAUGCGCCAGUGUCCUGUAUCGUGCUUGUGAUAUCUAGAAUGGACAAGCUGUAUGUAAAUGACAAGCUACUACUCCGAGAGAUGCCGUUACAUGUACCGAACAAUAAAAAUGACUCUAAACGCCAUGGAAACACUGGAUACAACAAGCAGUUAAAAAUGAAACAAGCGAAUUGAUCGUGGAAACGUCAGUGCGCUUACGAUCGCGAUUAUUUGGGAUUGUCUAUUUAAAGGGACAGCCAGAGAAGAACAUACAUUACUUGUACAUAUAGAAGCGAUGAAUGUUGAAGUUUUUAUCAUACUAAAGUAUAUUAUUAUUUUUUACUAUUCAGUUUUGGCGAAACGAAAGUUGUGAAUGUAAGCAGAGCGAAAGGCGUUUUGUUUUUCUGCUGGGGAACAAACAUAGGGACAUUUCACGAAACAAAGAAUUUAUCAAGACAGUGUAGAGUCAGGCUAGAGUUAGAGUAGCGGAACGGAACGGAUUGACACACUGCUGUUGUACGUCGUUCCGGUUACGUACGGUUUUCGUUUCACCUUAGCCCAAGUUUGUCGUUCCCUGUUCCCCACCAAACAAAAAAAAAACAAGAAUAACGAAAUAAUGCCUAAAUGAGCUUCAUUUUCCGGCUUUCCGAGUUCCCUUACAGUGUUGGGUUAAACAAUUGCAGGCAAAUAAAACAAGCA